AAAUAAUACCAACUAUUCAAUUCAUCCUCCGUAUACCGAAAUAAUACCACGUGACUUAUCAAGAUAACCAAAUCUGGACAUCAACAUCACCAAACACCUCCAGAGUUCCAGAGAUGGCUCUUUUCCAUCCCACAACCAGCAAUGGUGGUCUCCCCCCUCCUCCUUUCUUCUCUCUCACUUCUCCUGUUCUCGGUUUUCGUAUCAAGAAAACCCCAAGAUGCUCAGCUUGCUUUGAACAGCUGUGAAAACCCAAGCAGCUCCCCGCGCGGGGGGCUACCUGUAUUUAGAUGAUAGAUGAUAGCUUAGCUAGGUGAUAGGCAGUUCCGAUCUGCCCGUCGUAUGUCCCGAACCGGGACCAGGGAUUCCCCGCUUCCGCCUCCAAGGAAGCGUGGAAAUACCCGAUCCUCGACGUAAAAUAGAAACACACACACACACACCAAACACCUCCAACCGCCACUCCGUAUAAAGAAAGAAAAUGCCCCUCAAUAUCCAUCCCGCCACACCCCGCGACUCCUCCGCUCUAACAACCCUUUUCCUCGCCGCCUUCUCCAACCCUUUCAAUCUCACUUUAUUCCCGCGCACCCCCGACGUGCGCGCGUGGUGGGAGGAGAAGUUUGCCAGGGAAGCGACUGCUCCGGGACGUGUUUUGUUGAAGGUUGUUGACACACCUGAUAAUGCAUAUGCAGCGUUUGCGAUUUGGAAGUUUCCAAAAUAUCAAUCAGAAGGAAACCAGGAACAGGAGGAGGAUGGUGAGGAGAAGGGUGAGGGGGAAGGCCAAUGGCCCCGAGGCAGCGAUCCAACCCUCUGCGAACGAUUCUUCGGCAGUAUGGCUGCGAAACGGGAGGAAUAUAUGGGUUCGAAGCCGCAUUACUACCUGGACAUGCUCGGCACACACCCCUCCCACAACGGGAAAGGAAUCGCCUCGAUGCUGCUAAAAUGGGGUCUUGAUCGUGCAGACAACGACGGGGUACCGGUGUUCUUGUCUGCGUCGCCGGCUGGCAAGCCUAUGUAUGAGAGGAGGGGGUUUCGGGUUGUGCAGGAGGAGGAGGUUGCGGGAGGGCAUGUGCAGGCGUAUAUGGUUAGAGAUUGA
Aspergillus glaucus CBS 516.65 is the source of this 1090-nucleotide messenger RNA. Its product is annotated as GNAT family N-acetyltransferase. The transcript has 3 exons. Gene Ontology annotation, molecular function: acyltransferase activity, transferring groups other than amino-acyl groups. The record is from RefSeq and is a predicted model, not a curated record. NCBI's taxonomy places the organism in Eukaryota, Fungi, Ascomycota, Eurotiomycetes, Eurotiales, Aspergillaceae. The coding region runs from base 476 to 1090 and encodes 204 amino acids.